This is a messenger RNA of Cuscuta epithymum, 5461 nucleotides long. Lineage: Eukaryota; Viridiplantae; Streptophyta; Magnoliopsida; Solanales; Convolvulaceae. The record is from the annotation of a GenBank genome assembly.
CGGGCUCUGGCUGGUAAAGACUCGGGCUGAGAAUAAAAAACCAAGAUGAUGAGCAACCCAAACCAGUUAGUUUCUCUCCAAUCACCGGAAAAGGAAACCCCUCUCCUCUCAGACAGAACCAACAAGUCCGUAUGACCAUUUCUGAGACACUGCAGCGCCUCCACCUGAAAGUCGGAAUAGCCUGCCUGCAACACCCACUUCGUAGCUCGGACCAGCGCCUGAAUUUCCGCUUCUAAUCGGAAAGUAAGCAGCCCAGACCAAGUGGCCCUCCCGACUCCUCCUCCCGCUGCAGACUGAGGGAACCCCUAAGUAUUUAACCGGGAGUUCAGAUUCCUGCAUACCCAGAAUAUUGGAAAUAAUUCCAGAUCUUGCUUUUCUGCCACACAAGAAGGAACUUUUAUGCAGAUUGAUGGAUUGUCCAGAGGCAAGCUGUCAGAAUUUCAGGUAUGAACUGCAUAAUCUCCUCAGCAUCUAUCUCAGGCUCAACAGAGUACAGAUUUGAAAAAAAAGAAAUAGAUGCCUCUUCAAUAUCAGACUGGGAGGUAACCUGCUGUCCAUUUCCACUUUUAAUAGAUGAAAUUACUUGCCUUCUGUGUCUAACUCUAACAUAGGAAUGAAAGAAUUUAGAGUUAGAAUCACCAUCUCUAAGCCAUUGGAUAUGAGCCUUCUGUUUCCAGAACUUCCUCUCAAGUUUGUACUUAGAGGUAAGCAAAGCCUUAAGAUGAAACCAUUUUUCUCUAUUGUCCUCACUAGGAUUAUCUUCAAAAGAUUUCUCAGCCUGCAUAACCUGAUCCUCACACAGUUUAAUAUCCUCAAAGAUAUUGCCAAAAGACUCUUUAUUCCAAACUCGAAGAUCCUUCUUAAGACAUUUAAGCUUGUACACCAUACCUCUCAUACCAACCCCCCCCCCCCCCAGAACUCCAGAAUUCUUUUUCCAACUGUUUUCAACCGUCUCUAGGAAGGUAGGAUGACUAAUCCACAUAUUUUGAAAUUUAAAAGAUUUAGGACCUUGCCAAUUAUCCCGUGAACAUUUCAUUAAGAUAGGGCAAUGAUCAGAAGGUGUUUUCUCCAAAACCUCCACCUGAAUAUGUUUAAAAUAAUCACUCCACAAGGAAUUGAUCAAGAAUCUAUCAAGCUUCCUCCAAACCCAACCAUUAGCUCUUACUCCUGACCAUGUAUGAUAAGGACCUGAGAAAUUGGGCUCAAUAAAAUUGCAAGAAGCAAUAAAAUCAGAGAAGUCCAGAAUACUUCUUAGGUUAGGCAAAGCUCUCCCUUUAUGAUCAUUGUGGGCAGAAAUUGCAUUAAAAUCCCCUCCCACUAACCAAGUAUCAUGAAUAUUUCUUGAAAAAUCAACAAGAGAUUCCCAGAGCUCCCUUCUCUCAACAUAGUUAUGCUAUUUGAUUUAUACAUUUUUGGUUAGAUAUUCUGUUAACUACUUCAAAACUUUGUUUUAUAAUUUUAUUUGAUUUUUUGAUAUAUUAUGUUGACAUUUAUACUUAAUUAGAUAUUUUGUUAGCGUAGCGGUAUUUUAAGAAUCGGGAACCCGAACCGAACCAACCGGUUUCAAAUGGGGUAUGGUCCAGUUUCUAUUUAAAGAUUUGGUAUACUCGGACCAAACCCACCCGUCAGAUGGAACCGGCGGUUCUUAAGAAUUAUCAAUUCCCCGAACCGACCCGGACCGUGCUCACCCUAGGCUUGGACUCUGGCCGGGUCGGGCCCGGGCCGGGCUUUAUGGGUUUGGGGGUAGGCCCAGAACCGGCCUAGGUAUCCACCGGUUCCAGGUCGGGCCAGGCUCAGGCCGGGCCUGGUUCAAAUUUUUUUUUUUUUUUUUUGGGGGGGGGGGGGGGGGGGGGUUCUUGGUUAUUUCAUCCCCUACCCCCGCCCCUCCAUACCCCAAACCCAUCGGAAACACCCAGCCCAAUCAAAAAAAAAAAAAAUGGCCCGAACCGGGCUCAGCCCAGCCGAUUCACCUUUCAGCAUACCCGAGCCCGUCCCCACUUUCCCCUCCGGUUCGGGUCAACACCCGGUACCAGUUCGAAUGACCGGGCCGGUCCCGGGCCCGCACAGUAGCGGGCCGAGCCGGGUCGGGUGCCCCGAACCGGCUCCAUGCCUAGCUCACCGCUACAUUCAAUCAUUGAGCAAAAUUUUUAGUUUUUUACAUCAGGAAUUAAUAAUUUAUUAAAUAUUUACCAUUAAAGUUGAAUAUAGCUAUAUAAUACUAAUGGGCUUAUUUUAAAUUUUGAGACCCCUGGAAUUUGGGGGGCCUAAAGACUCGUUUAGGGGCCCUGCAGGAAUAGAUCCAACCGAACAAGAUUACAGGACCCAUCCCCGAACAACACCUAAUGCAUGUGAACUAUUUUUUAUCAUCAAAACAGGCCUCUAUUCAUAUCAAAAGAUUCAGAAUCAUUACAUCAAAUAAAGGGAAAAUAAAAUUGACACCAACUUGAACUCCAACAACUACGACUGUAAUCCUAUGGUGAGACUUUAAGACGGUCAUCCCUGAAAGAGCAACACGAAUAGCUAACCAUGUAGUGGGCUUGACACAGUCAAACCUGUUCCCAUAGAUCCAACCAUACCCAAUCACAUAAAGAGAGGCUAAAAACUCAAACAAAUUGUCAAAACCAACAACAAAACAAGGAUGAACACAAGAAAACAAAUAAAAAACAAAUAAAAAUUACUAGGAUAACUUUCACGGCCUCUAACACCUUGUACAACCCAUGGUGGUAGGGGUGGACUCGGGCCGGGCGGUCCGCCCCGGAACCGGCCCGAACCGGUUACUGUUUGAACCGGCCCGGCCGGUUCGGGCCCGGUCCUUGCCAAUUUAUUUAUUUUUCUUUUUUUUUUUGAAUUUUUUUUAAGUUUUUGGGUUGGGCUGGGUAUUUUGGGCCAUUUGAGGUGGUUUGGGGAUGAGGGGGGAGGGUUGAGGGUUAAUUAGGAAAAGCCAAAAAAAAAAUAUAAAGGGAACCGAGGCCUGGCCCGACCCGGACCCGGGGUUACCCGGGCCGGUUCCGGGCCUCCCCUUUCAUGAACCGAGGCCCGGUCGGGCCCAGGCCCGAACCGGCCCGAGUCCACCCCUACAUGGUGGUGGUUCAGGCGGAGGUCGAACCGUCGCUCGAUUGAUACUCUCUUUCAGUGACGUACCCGCCGUAUGACCCAAAUACAUGUCAUCGAAUGGAGCGUUCAGCCUCUCCACGCUAACCAUGUCCCGAUCAUCCCUACGUCUAACUCUCACUUCUUCCACCAUCUUCUCGCUGCCACGAUCAUCCAUCCCGAGCUACGUCCAAACCACGGCAAUCCGACGCAGAGCUGCGUCGAUUGAAUAAAACGCCGCACUAGGACGGCGAAGUAAAAACCCUACGCGAGAGAUCUCGCUAGGGAAACACUGACCGAACUUCAAUCAAGAAAGAUCGAAAUCAGAAAUUACCUAGCGGCGACUCUGCUCUAGGAGCUCUCUGUCGAAGCGGACUAAUGCAUGUGAACUUUAGAAAAUACAAUUUCAACAAUUUGCAGACCAUAUUUUAAAUUAAGGUCUAUCAUCACUUUAUACUAGGGGUGAGUUCGGUUCUUUCGGUUCGGUUUUGACCUAAAACCAAAUACAGAACCAAAGUAAAAGUUCGGUUCGGUUUCGGUUCGGUUCGGUUUUACACUCCAAAACUUGGAACCAUGGUUUGAUCGGUUCGGUUUGUUUCGGUUCGGUUUGUUACUAAAAAAAUGGCAUUUGAUUUAAAAUUGAUAUAAAAGUUGGAGGGAUCAAACAUAUUACAUAAAAAUGCUAGCAUACUUGAACAAAUAAAGAAAAUAAUAAUAAACAAAUAUGUCUUGAAUUAUAUAAGUAUGCGGGAGAGAUAAAAGUGUGUGUGUGUGUGUGUGUGUGUGUAUAUAUAUAUAUAUAUAUAUAUAUAUAUGAGCAAAUUACAUGCAUGCAAGAUAUCCUAGAGGAGACAAUUUGGUGGCUAAACCACCCGAUUCUGCUGUUUGGAAAAGAAUAUGUCAUAUUCAUGAAAGAGGCUUACAGUUAGUUGACUUCCAGAAUGGCCAUCAAGUGUGGACUCCAUCUCAGGAUGGUAAUUUUUCCCUGUCAUCUGCAUUUCAGGAAAUUAGAGACAAAAGAUCUACUACUUUCUCUAAUUCUCAUAUCUGGCACAAAAAUCAAUUCCUUCCUAUUAAACUCUUUAUGUGGAAGCUUUUUCAGAAUAUUCUACCUCUACCUGAAAAUCUAGGCAGAUUCAACAUUCAUGCCUUUCCCUCACAAUGCCCAUUCUGCAGGAAAGAUUCCAUCUCAACCUCUCACAUUUUUUAUAAUUGCUCAAGUAUAAAACCUAUUUGGUUGUAUUAUAUGAGCAUGUUUUCAAUUUUUAUUCCCAAUUGGAAUGUGUCACAUAGGCAAAUUUGCUUUACUUGGUGGCUAGAGGCUGGCACUAAAACCAUCAUUGACAUCUACAAACACUGCAUUCCAGGGAUCAUUUCUUGGCAUAUUUGGAAAUGUUAUUCAUCCUACACUUGAGGCGACCAUUCAUCAGAUUUUGACCCUGACUCUUUCAAAAGGAUGAUCAACUCUUAUCUUUUUAAUUGGUCUGCAGGUAUUGUUUUUCCUAAACGUCAAAGUCCUCCUGAUUUUCUUAUUCAGGGACGCAUCUUUUUUGCUCCUAAAAGAAAUUCCACUCCUAACUUUUUAAAAAUAAACUGGAAGAAGCCAAAAGAUACCUUAAAGAUGAAUAUUGAUGCUGCUUUUACCGGUAAUUCUUCUUCUGGAGGAGCAGUUCUGAGAGACGAUACAUGAACUUUCAUUUUUGGGGGGAUUUUCCCUCUCACAGCACACUCUGUAAUGGAGGCUGAAAUGUCUGCUAUUUUCGUUGGUGUUCAUUGGUUGUCCACUGUAGGUUACUCUGAGGUAGUAAUUGAAUCUGACUCUUUAGCCUCCAUUUCUAUCCUUCGUCAAGAGAAAGACACACGGUUCAGCUACCUCGCGGGUCCGAUUAGAAACAUCGCCAAACGCCUUAAUUUCACUUUCUCCCACUGCUAUAGAAAGGCUAACAAUGUCGCGCAUCUUCUGGCCCAUUCCUAUGAGAUGUCUCGUGGCGCCAUCUUCUUCACUCAGAUGGAGGAUCUUCCUUUUCCGAUUCAAGGGGCACUUCAGCUCGACAGAUGGGAAUAUCCGAGUAUUAGGGUUGCCUAAUUGAAUUUGUUGUCGGCAGAUAAACAGAUGAGUUCGUCAUUUGGUAUUUUUCGCUUUUGUUUGGGGUUUCUACCAAAUGUUUUUUUACUUCCUUCUUUUAGAGGUUUACAUUAUUGUUGAUUUAGACAGAUUGGGUCAGGUCUAGCCCCCCUAAUCUGCUUUCUAGUAUUUUUAUUUCGUUGUAUUUUGAGGAGGUAUGCCUUCUCUGAAGGGUCUUGGUCUGGUCCCCCCUUCAGUCUGUUUCAUUUUUUAAUUUCAAUAAAACACUGGUAAAUGUUCCCCGGC